UUAUUUUGUUUUAAUUUACAGAAAGAUACUUCCAUCGAGGAAAGAACUCUCGCUCGUCUAAUAAGUCAUAAAAAAGUUCAAGAGAAAAUUGCACAGUUUCGUAGUGAAAAUCCUGAAUUACAAACACUUUUACCCUCAGUUUUAAAGAAAUGGGAAAAAAGAAGUUUAUUAAAAGUUAAAACAGCAAAUGCCGGUAAGAAUGAUAUAAAUAAAGUAAAUCGUGAGUGUGAUUCUGAAAAUGAUAACAGUUUAGAAAAUUCAGAAAACACAAACAAGCAAAAUGAAUUAGAAAAAGAAAAAUUAAACAGUAUGUCCAAUUCAAAAAAUAAGCAAAGUUUUCCAAAAAAAGAAAAAUUAAAAAAAAUUCAAAGUAUGUCUGUAUCAGAGACUGACAAGGAUCAGGUCGAUGAUACUAUUGGUGAGACAAUUAAAAAUAUUCCUGCAAAAAGAUUGUGCAAAGAAAUAAAAGAAAUUCCCAACAAAGUUGAAGGAAGUAUGCAAAUUCUUCAGAUAGAUUUGGAUAAAUUGAAUAAGGAUGAUGAUAUUUUCAUUAAUUCUGCAGUGCAAGAUGACAUUUCUAAAUUUGACUUAACCAAACAAAAGUUAUUGGAUUCUUUUUUCUCAAAUGGAAAUGACAGCGAUGGAGAUAAUUCAGACAAUAACAAUGAUGACAAUAGUGAACAUUCUGUUUCAGAAAAUGAAUAUCCUAUUCACUCAAAGAUGAAAACUCAGUUUGUUAGCAGUUUAUCAAACAAUAGAAGAAAAUUUCCUAGUAAAGUUAAACCAAAAUCAUUUUCUAAGCAAGUUCACAACAAAAGAACAACAAGAAAGUCGGAAAAAGGAAAAGAAAAUUCAAGAGAGAAUAAUCUUUCUUCUUUUAAAAGCAACAAAAGAAGAGAAGAUUUAAAUCAAGAAUCCAACCUUCAUCCAUCAUGGGAAGCAAAGAAAAAACAAAAGACCAAAAUUCUGCCUUUUCAGGGUAAAAAGAUUAAAUUUGAUGUGGACGAUUAAUUUAUUUUUCUAAUAUAACUCAUUUUAUUAUAUGUACAUUUUUAAAUAAAUUUGUUGUCAAAUAAAUGUUUAUUAAUCUUGAUUGUACUAUUGCGAGGUUGUACAAAAGUAUUAAAUUCCCCUGAUAAACUGCUCAAUCACAUAUACAGUUGACCCUCCUAUAAUGCUGUUGAUUAUUCCAUUUUAUAUGAAUUC
Centruroides sculpturatus (bark scorpion) is the source of this 1206-nucleotide messenger RNA. Its product is annotated as probable ATP-dependent helicase PF08_0048. Lineage: Eukaryota; Metazoa; Arthropoda; Arachnida; Scorpiones; Buthidae. The record is from RefSeq and is a predicted model, not a curated record. The transcript has 3 exons. The annotation marks the transcript as partial.